Molecule: messenger RNA, 2611 nt
Organism: Populus euphratica (Euphrates poplar)
Lineage: Eukaryota; Viridiplantae; Streptophyta; Magnoliopsida; Malpighiales; Salicaceae
Exons: 2
Coding region: 262-2472 (736 amino acids)
Source: RefSeq, a predicted model, not a curated record
UCUUAUCUAUCUAUCUACUUCAAGUUUCUUACGGUACGAGAGAGAGAGAGAGAGAAACCAUUCACUUCCAAUCCCUUUAGACCUUGUUUUCCUAAAAUAGAUUAAAUCUAGUUUUACACUCCUCUCUGUUUUCUAGUAAACUCCCCUUUCCUAGUACUCUUUUAGUUAGGCUCCUCCUCUUGUUUUUACCCUAACCCCCCUCUCUCUCUCACUUCAUAAAAUCGUUCUCUGUUCUGUUCUAUUGAUUCACCAAUCACCAUCAUGGGCUGUUGUUUUAGCAAGAAAAAUGAAGUUUCUUCUUCUUUGAAUGCCUCCCUACCAAUUCUAAACACUCUCAAGCUUGACAAGAAUGAGAUUCAAAACAACAAAAACAUGAUAGUUGAGGAUAAGGAGGUCAAAAAACAGGUUGUAGAAGAAGGGAGCUUUGUCAAGAAAGAAAUUUUUGUCAUCAAACACAGGAAAAACCAAGAUAAAGACAAACGCAUCCCUCCUCCCGACCUCAAUAUUGCACCACUAGAAGAUGGCCCUGCGCCCACUGCUACUGCAUCUGCUGCUGAAAUAUUAUCGGGCAACAGCAGCACCAAUGUUGGUGCUCAUAAUAUGGUUCUGAGAACAUCACGCUGCACAAAAGAAGAGGUAGAUGCCAUUCUCAUUCAGUGUGGAAGGCUUAGCCGCAGCAACUCUUCUGGAGCUGGAAAGCCCCCUUCUUCUGGCAUAAAGUACUCCGGUUCCAAGAGGAGCUACGACUUUGAUAAUAAUAAUAAUGACCAGGACCAAGAUGUUGAGUCUUCCACUUCUGCUGAUCAUUAUGAUUUUAGAAAGAAAGGCAAUGAUGAAGACGAUGGCGAGGUUACAGCCGAGGGAAGGCAGCAUCGCAACCUCCGCCGCCAAUCUAGCAGGCCUUCUCCUUCUCCUUAUCCUUCUCCUUCUUCACAAGGGAGGAGGAGGACACCCAGUAGGGAAAGGGACCAGAACCAGCGCCCCAGCAGCAGAGAGAGGGGCAGUGGUAGCAGUGGGAGAAGGGUGAGUCGAUCCCCGUGUAGAAGGUUGGAAACAACCCAAAACUCAGGCGUUACUGCUGGAAAUGCUAAUGCUACUGUUAAUGCUAACAAUACUGGUGGUCCUAGUAAUGGACCUGGAAAAAUGGUAUCAGUCCCUGCCACUGUUUCUUCUUUAGUGGUGGAUAAGAGCAACAAUGGGGUUGAACCGCAAGCAACGGCUGGAAUUAAGCGGAUCUCAGUUAAGAGAAAUGUUGGUGAGGCAGCGUUGACCUGCUCAAGGACGGUCACAUCGCCACGUUCCAAAUCUCCUGCCAGAACCAAUGCUAAGACCUCUAAUGAGAAUAAUCAGCAGCCAUCUCUUAGCCGCAGCAAUUCAAGAAAAGCAGACCAUUCACCUUACAGAAGAAAUCCAUUGAGUGAAAUUGAUCUCAAUUCACUUCAAUAUUUGCUACCACCUGCCAACAAGGCUACCUGCACCAGCAACAACAGAGCACAAAUCAGAAACAAAGAUAUCGAAGGACAAGUGGUGGUGAAGGAAUCUUUCAAUCUUCCAAAUCAGACUCCAAUGAAGAAGCAAAAUUCUGAGAAAAACAACAGAGUCAAUGCUCAAGUGACUAAUUGCAGAGACAGCAGCAUAGUUUCACUGGAAAACAAGAUCUCAAAGGAACAACAAAUGGAAGAGGCUAAAGGACAGCCAACAGACAUGACCACUGUCGUAGACUUGGGAGUUCAAAGCUUGAAGCCCACAUUAACCAAAAGCAGGUCAGCUAGGCGGUCGCGAGACCUCGACCUCAAUCCUGAAACUUUGUUGAAUCCAACGCCAUCAUAUACCGCACUACUGCUGGAAGACAUUCAAAAUUUUCACCUGAAGAACACUCCAUCCUUUUCUCUCCCAGCUUGUGUCACCAAGGCCUGCUCCUUUCUUGAAGCAGUUGCUGACCUCAAUUCCACUACAAGCACCAACCUGUCAUGUGCCUUUUCUUAUGAUAGAAGAAGCCCCCCUACAGUGGCUGCUGCUAAUCUUGUUGGGAAGAAACCACCUGAGGCAAAAGACCCAUUUGUAGAAUCUGAGGUACUUGUAAGCGAUGACCUUAUGAAGCCAAGCUUUCACAAGUAUGUAACAGUGAGAAGAGGAGGUACAUUAUGCGGGGAAGACAUGGAUGGUCAAGAAUCGUCAGGCAGUGACAGCGCUGUUGGUGGUAGCCAACAGCAUUUAGGAUUUUCAACCUCUUCCUGGGAACCCAAUUCAUGGGUCUCAACUGAUCGCUGGACUUCAAGAUCCAACUGGAGAGAUGAGGACGAGAAGAGCCCACUGGGAUUUCAAAAGCAUGGAUUGUCUGAAACAGGCCGUGAUGUGGAACAGGCCAGAAGGGCAUUCCGUGGACAAAGGAGUGGAAUUGGACGUGGGAGACUUGGUACGAGUAAAAAUCUCCACUCAACUGCUAUCCUUGCAAGUGCUGCUUCAACAUAAUCCACUCAGUUGUGUUGUUUUCAUUUUCCACGUAGUUGUGGCUUUUUUAAACUUCUAGUCGCAAAGAUUACUUUGUAUGGUUGCAAACUUGCAACCUGUUAUUCUUGUUCAUUCAAAGAGGUUUAUUCUCCCCGUGUUC